Bufo gargarizans (Asiatic toad) is the source of this 639-nucleotide messenger RNA. RefSeq names its product olfactory protein-like. The transcript has 7 exons. NCBI's taxonomy places the organism in Eukaryota, Metazoa, Chordata, Amphibia, Anura, Bufonidae. Gene Ontology annotation, molecular function: small molecule binding. The record is from RefSeq and is a predicted model, not a curated record. The coding region runs from base 1 to 555 and encodes 184 amino acids.
AUGCUCCAAAUUACAGCAUCCAUCCUGCUUCUCCUCUUCAUCCAGUGUCAGGCUGGGGAAGUAAAGGUGCAAGACAAUUUUGACACAGGCAAAUUUAUGGGUAUGUGGUACGCAUUGAUGGCGGCAUCCAACUGCCCCAUGUUUGAAGAAAUGAAAGCUCACAUGACCCGUCCUAUCGUGGUUUACACAAUGCAUGGCAAAACUGUGAAGACCAGCAUGGCUUUCAGGGGACCUGAGGGCUGCGCGCAGAUGGAUGACAUUAUGGAGACCCUCGCCCCCGGGCACUACAAACACAAGUCUGAAUCCCAUCAUUUCCACACAGCGAAAGGCGAUAGUGAACUCACCAUCGUCCACACGAAUUACAACUCACAUGCUAUGGAAUUUCGGAGAACCGCCCAUCCAGGAGGCACCUGUAUAACCGUCAAUCUACAAGGGAGAAAUACUGAUCUGCCAGAAGAAGUAAAAGCUAAAUUUAUAGAUUACAUCCAACAUCUGGGCCUCAGCGAGAAGGAUAUGACGAUAUUCAGUAAAGGAGAGGAAUGUAUCCCCAAGUGAUUUUCGAUAUCCACCCAGCAAACCCCCCCGCACCCCCCGAAAAUCCCUCUGCACCUCCUACUACCCCUCCAUCUCUUCUCUGAU